Cylas formicarius (sweet potato weevil) is the source of this 1414-nucleotide messenger RNA. It is a transcript of the gene Wnt10, whose product is annotated as protein Wnt-10a. The transcript is spliced from 6 exons. The record is from RefSeq and is a predicted model, not a curated record. Bases 208 to 1350 code for a protein of 380 amino acids. Gene Ontology annotation, molecular function: cytokine activity; frizzled binding. NCBI's taxonomy places the organism in Eukaryota, Metazoa, Arthropoda, Insecta, Coleoptera, Brentidae. Gene Ontology annotation, cellular component: extracellular region. Gene Ontology annotation, biological process: multicellular organism development; canonical Wnt signaling pathway; neuron differentiation.
UUAUUACGGCGUGAUGAUAACCCAAACUCGUCCGUACGUACGUCAUUUCCGGGUCCGGAUCCGUAUCGAAGAAUCGUUCCGGAGGAUUCUUUAGUACUCGCGCCGAAAGUUUCACUAUCGGAGGCGAAAAAUUGUGAAGAUUAUGAGUGGAGACGUUACGAUAAAAAGACACAGCGCGCUAUCACGUCGGGAGUGAGCGUUAAGAGGAUGAAUUUGAAGAUCCCGCGGCGACUGACAUUCGCGCUGCUGCUGUUGAUAGUACGAAUUGCAAGAUCAAAGCUUUCACCACAAAGCCACCACCAAGCAAUUCAGUCGACCCUUUACCCUUCACUCGUCGACCCCACCUUCUGUAGAACGGUGCCCGGCUUGACCAAGCACCAAAUCGAGUUGUGCUACCAACAGCCGGACGCCACUCUGCAGGCUCUUCAAGGACUAAAUCAAGCAGUGAAGGAGUGUCAGCAUCAGUUCCAAGGCUACAGAUGGAAUUGUUCAUCGCUGAGCACCAAAGGGAGAAACCCUUACAUCAGCGCCAUGUUCCAGAGGGGGUUCAAGGAGACCGCAUUCGCCUACGCCAUAUCUUCAGCGGGAGUGGCGAUCUCAGUUGCAAAAGCUUGCAGCGCCGGGUCCAUAUUGAAUUGCGGCUGCGACUCGAAAGUAUACAAAAUGCGUAACCUGAGGUCAACCGCAACGACGACCUGGAAAUGGGGAGGCUGUUCCCAUAACCUGAGAUACGGCAUCAAAUUCUCCAAAUUGUUCUUAGACUCCAGAGAACAAGCCGAAGAUAUACACUCCAUGGUUAAUUUGCAUAACAAUCAAGUCGGUAGGAUGGUAGUCUCCAACAAUAUGCAGUUAAAAUGCAAAUGCCACGGUAUGUCAGGCAGUUGCCAACUGAAGACUUGCUGGAGGGCAGUUACGGAUUUCCAAGUGGUCGGUAAAAUCCUAAAGGAUAAAUUCCAGUCGGCCGUAGUCGUGGACCAAUCAAAUUUGGGCAGCAAAUACUCUCGCCAAUCGAACAUCGUCAACCAGAAGAGCAAAAAGCGACAAAUCAGAGUGAAACUAACCCCGAGGAAGAACAAAUACAAGAGGGACUUGUCUUACGAUCUCUUGUACUACCAGAAGUCGCCAAAUUUUUGCGAGAAAGAUGCGUUGCUGGACAUUCCCGGAACUAUUGGCAGGGUUUGUAACAGGACUACGACAAGUCCAAAUAGCUGCUCCGCUUUGUGCUGCGGAAGGGGUUACAAUUUGGUCAAGCAAAGGAAAACGGAGAUGUGCAACUGCAAGUUUUACUGGUGCUGCGAAGUAAAGUGUAAAGUGUGUAACGUGGAGGAAUGGAUCAGUGUGUGUAAAUAGUGCGAUCUUGAAGUGCAUUUUAACAAACAUUGAUUUUAUAUUGUGUUUGUAUAUAUUACGUAUA